GUUGAUGGCUCAACAGGUGGCUUUCGCUCCGAAGAAGAAAGGCGAUCUUUUAUUCACCGAAACGCCACGCUUCGUCAGCAAUUGCAUUUGUUGAGUAAAGAGUUGCGUGAAAAGCGCGUCUAUUCCGCUUGGAAUCAAGAGGAUCAACAGUGCGAAGCCAAGUCAGAGGCUGGUGUUGAUAAAUUCCGCACCCUCCGUCAAAUUCGGCAGGGAAAUACCAAAAAGCGCGUUGACGAAUUCGAAUCAAUGUAA
This is a messenger RNA of Protopolystoma xenopodis, 252 nucleotides long. Lineage: Eukaryota; Metazoa; Platyhelminthes; Monogenea; Polystomatidea; Polystomatidae. The record is from the annotation of a GenBank genome assembly.